AUGUCGAUCUGUGGCAACAUUAAACAGGGAGAAACAGACUCUGUAGGAAAUGUCAGGGGGGCAGAAGGGAACCAGCCCCUUAAACUAGCCCGCAAAUUCACAGACAAGCAUGAAUGGGUAUCUGUUGAAAAUGGCAUUGGAACAGUAGGAAUCAGCAAUUUUGCACAGGAAGCCUUAGGAGAUGUUGUUUACUGUAGUCUUCCAGAAGUUGGGACAAAAUUGAGUAAACAUGAUGAGUUUGGAGCUUUGGAAAGUGUGAAAGCUGCUAGUGAACUCUACUCUCCUCUCUCAGGAGAAGUGACUGAGAUUAAUGCUGCCCUUGCAGAUAAUCCAGGACUCGUCAAUAAAUCUUGUUACCAAGAUGGUUGGCUUAUCAAGAUGACUGUGGAAACUUUUUAUGAACUGAUGAAUGAAGAUGCCUAUGAGAAAUAUAUAAAAUCCAUUGAGGACUGAGCUGGAAUAAUGAAAUAAAUUCAUACAAAAUAUUUCAGUGUAGUUUGUCGUCAAUCAGUGAAGUACAGAAUACCCAGUUUUGGAAACCUGAAAAAUACCACUUGUGAUCACAUAUGCAAGGCCAUAAAUAAUUGCAGGGAUAAAAAUGUUUAACAUCUGUAUACCUGUGAGGGGUUUUUAUUCUGUUGUCUGCUUUAUGUAACUUCAGGAUGUUAUCUAUAAUAUUUUGGGAAACAAAAUUUAUUAGCUAAAAUACAUACUUCCCAAGAUUCA
Messenger RNA from Cariama cristata (Red-legged seriema), 726 nucleotides. RefSeq names its product glycine cleavage system protein H (aminomethyl carrier) (gene GCSH). Gene Ontology annotation, cellular component: mitochondrion; cytoplasm; glycine cleavage complex. The record is from RefSeq and is a predicted model, not a curated record. Gene Ontology annotation, biological process: protein lipoylation; glycine decarboxylation via glycine cleavage system. Lineage: Eukaryota; Metazoa; Chordata; Aves; Cariamiformes; Cariamidae.